Effrenium voratum is the source of this 651-nucleotide messenger RNA. NCBI's taxonomy places the organism in Eukaryota, Dinophyceae, Suessiales, Symbiodiniaceae. The record is from the annotation of a GenBank genome assembly.
AUGGGCCGAACGCCUCCCCCGGCUGAUAUUGGAGAUGGCACUGCUGAAGACGAGCUCCAGGAAGACGGCAUUUCACUGGGCGACGGUGAGGCCCUUCCCGUGUUCGCCUUCUUCAAGCCUAGGCCCAUGAUCACGGAUCUUACCAAGGGCGGCAUGGGCGAAGUGACGCGGAGGAUGUGUGCUGCUGCGCCGCCCAAACCUGUAGGGCAACUGGACAGGUGCACCACUGGCCUCAUGAUUUUCACCCUGGACGGGCGCCUGACUUGCCACCUGAACAGCCACGCUGCCAAGACCUACCGCGCCUGGUAUGAAGGCUGGACGAGCAGCAACGGCAGGAGCUGUGGGGAGCUCACAGAUGCCGAGUGCCAGCAGCUCAAGGAGGGCAUCGAGCUCUCGCCCAAGGAUGGCUGGGCAGCUUUCCAGUCCGUUCAGAGGCUGGGUGGUGAGGAGCUGCCGCCAGUGCAGAAGCCCGGUGAGGAGAUCCGGAAGUUCCGGUACUGCGCGGAGGUGCGGAUCAAGUGUGGGAAGUUCCACGUGGUGAAGCGCCUCUUCAUGUCGGUGAACCGCUCGGAUGGCUGGGCAGCUUUCCAGUCCGUUCAGAGGUGUUGCAGCGCAUGGCCAUCCCAACCUUGCGGCCGGUCCCAAGCCUAG